UCAUAUCUUAUUGACAACAACAGCACGUAGGAAUAAAUAAAAUGGCAGCUGCAGUUGGCUCAAAUGAGGCUCAAAUGUCUGAGUCAGAAUUGCCGAAACUUUCUGACUUAUUGGAUCGUGGAUGGAAGCUAUUCGAUGAUGUGGACAGCACAAACGAACCAACUGGAUCCAAUCAAAUACAGGUUAAAGUCAAGCGUGGGAUUAUGCAUUUGGAGGAAGCAACGCGAAUGGUAACCCAGCUCGACUUGUUCAGCCGAAAUGAAGAACUGGAAGAAAUUGCAACUGCAGAUCUGAAGUACCUGAUGCUACCUGCACUUCUCGGAGCCCUUACAAUGAAGCAAGUGAAUUUGGCAAAGCGGCUGGAGCAGGUCCAGAGUGCAAGGGUUUACUUUUUGGACUUCUUGAAAAGAUGCAAAGAAUACGGAAUGAUGAGUUUUGAACUUCCCAAAACAAACGACAGUUCUGCCGACACACCGGAGGAAGCAGAGAAUGGUCCAACACCAUCUUUCAACCCUCCAGAUUUGAUUGCCAUGGCAACGCAGAGACAAGCAAAAAUUGAAAGAUACAAACAUAAGAAAGACACAGAAGCCAAGCUGACAGAAAUCAGGUCUGUGGUAGAAAGUGGGAAAGCUGAGGAUGAAAUGGUUCGGGACUUCUACCUCCUCAAUGUCAGAAAAUGGAUUGUCAUUGCUUUGGAAGAAAUUGAGAGCAUUGACCAGGAAAUUCAGAUUUUGAAGAGAAUGGAUGCAUUUAAACAGAAUCCAGCCAAACCAUCACAGUCCCAGCAGAGGCCUCCAAUGAAGCCCUUCAUUCUCACUAAGGAUGCUGUUCAGGCUAGAGUGUUUGGUGCUGGCUAUCCCAGCCUCCCAACUAUGACAGUGGAUGACUGGUAUGACCAGCACAGGAAGCAUGGAAUGCUCCCUGAUCAGGGAAUCCCACGCAGUGCAGCUGAAAUUGACAAUGAGGAGCGGGAGAAGGAAGAGAAAGAGCGACAGAUUGAGAAUGACGAUGAGGAGGCUUUGCAGAAAGCUCGCGACUGGGACAACUGGAAAGACACCCACCGAAGAGGCUACGGCAACCGCAAAAACAUGGGCUGAUGCCUGUCCUGUUCAAAACGCCAUCUUUCAGAUGCACAGUAUUCACAAUGGUUUCAAGAAUUCCAAGACACGCAAAAUAAAUAAUUUUGAAUACACCGGUCAAGAGUUGCCUGUGGUGAAAUGUGGCAACAACCUGUAUUAAUGAUGCUGUUUUACCUUAGAUUAGACAAAAUUCCCCUGUGUCUGCUUACUUGAUAUUACUUCUUUGGCUGUAAUACAAUAUUGGGAAUGUAAAAUACUGGGUAUUUGUUCUUGAAAGUGGCAGGGGUUAGUCAAGGUUGGUAUGUCCUGUUUUCCUGAAGAUCAGUCUUUUGACACUUGGCCGAUUAUACAUUUGUUGGAAAAUCCCAUGUUUUCAAUCCCUUUGCAUUUCAAAGACGUAUUAUUCUUGUGCUUGAUGAAGACAACUUCAAAGACCCUAUGGUUUUUCUUCUAAAUUUCCCCUUUAUCUGAUCCCUGGUGUACUCCAUUUUGAAGCUGGGCAGUUGAGAAAUACAUUUAUUUUGUAAAUAUCAGUACCGCCAUUCGUGUUGCCAAAAUAUAGCGGAUAAACUUGGCUCUGCUGAAUGUGUCAACACAAGAAGUCAAAGUGUACUGCCGUGCAGGAUAUAAGGAUAUGUUAUAGUUUCGCUACUUGGGAGAAAUUGACUCCAUCUGUUAAGGCAUUUACUUGUGAUGUGGAUAUUCCCUUCUCUUGGUUAAAUCCAUGUUUAGUUUUUACCAGUUUAUUGUGAAUAGAUUCAUUGAAUUUACUCAUGUAAGUUGCAACGUUGUCAUAAAAAGUUGGCGCGGGUAUCCCAGUUUUAUCUUUUACGGCCUCUUCAAAAUGUCCAUGAGGCAGUUCUCUUACCCCUUAGAUAUGAUAAAGCAUUGUAUUCUCAUUUUGACAACUUAAUGAAAUCAAAUAUAAUCAUGGUUAACAAAGCCUACUUCUGAGCAUCGAAGCUGGUCAACCCAAUUAGCUUCAAGUGAACGGUCUUGAGGGAUCAGGCUAAGAAAGUGAUGUGAUACAGUAACACUUUGAAUCUUUAACAUUUCCCUUUAUAUCAAGAGGCCUUAAAUGGAUUCAUAGCUUCGUGUGAUGGAUGCCUCUGAGCCAAAAAAGAGACACAACUUUCUUUUAUGAAGAGAUUCUGCUUGUAUAAUAUAAAUAUGUAUGAUCUGUUUUCUUUUGCUGGUACAUAUUUGAGUUUAUUUUUGUGCAUUUUACAACAUGUAUUUUACAUUGUUUUGUGCAUUAAAGAGGUUACCCAAAUGUG
Molecule: messenger RNA, 2356 nt
Organism: Anguilla rostrata (American eel)
Lineage: Eukaryota; Metazoa; Chordata; Actinopteri; Anguilliformes; Anguillidae
Gene: igbp1
Product: immunoglobulin (CD79A) binding protein 1
Exons: 6
Coding region: 42-1097 (351 amino acids)
Biological process (GO): regulation of signal transduction; regulation of dephosphorylation
Cellular component (GO): cytosol
Molecular function (GO): protein phosphatase 2A binding
Source: RefSeq, a predicted model, not a curated record